AUGAGCUUGAUCCAACUCUAUAUUCCAACGGAAAUCAGCAAGGAAUCAGUCUACGCCCUCGGAACCUUAGGACUUAUCCAGUUUCGUGACUUGAACAAGAAGAUAAACGCUUUUCAAAGAACGUUUAUCUCGGAAAUUCGGAGACUGGAUAAUGUCGAAAGACAGUAUCGCUUCCUGAAAGGAGAAAUGGAUUCCAAGAACAUUGAGAUGGUGGAGCUGGCCUUCGGCCAAAGCAGCAACAACAAAUUCACCAGUAGAAACGAGAUUGAUGAGCUUGUGGAAGAUGCACAAAUACUAGAAGAUAGAAUCGCCCAGCUCAAAGAGUCGUCUGAGUCUCUUUUGAAAAAGCAGGUUGAUCUACUUCAACUCCAACAGGUUCUGAUUGCCAGUGAUGGUUUCUUCAGCCAGACCGAUAUUAACCCCGAUCUUAUAGACUUGGGCGAGGAUGCUGCUGCAAUUUUAGAAAAUGGAGGCUUCCGCGAUCAAAGUUUCACCACAGGUGUGAUCCCAACAGAGAAGGUGGAGACCCUGGAGAGGAUUUUGUGGAGGGUACUGAGGGGUAACUUGUACAUGACUUCCAAGCCAAUUGAGAAGCCAUUGUUUGACCCCAAGAGCAACAAGUUUGUUCAAAAAAGCACCUUCAUCAUUUUUGCACACGGUGAACUGAUUUUAUCGAGAGUGCGCAAAAUCUGUGAAUCUUUGGAUGCUGACCUCUACUUCGUUGAUUCUGAUGCUAAACAGAGAGUGAAGCAAUCCAAGGAACAAAAUGACAGACUUGCUGAUGUAACAGCUGUCUUGGACACCACACAGAUCACGCUUGAGACCGAGCUCAAAGCUAUAUCUGUUGAGCUUAGCCAAUGGUGGGAUCUCAUUAAGUUGGAAAAGUCUGUCUAUACUGUGAUGAAUCUGUGCCAUUACGAUUUGGUUCGUAAGUGUCUCAUCGCUGAAGGCUGGGUUCCAACGGAUGGCCUUCCCAAGGUAAAGCAGACUUUGGAGAAGAUUUCCAAAUCAAACUCGAACAAUGACAAUUCGUCUAUUCCAAUUGUGAUCAACACAAUCGAUACCUCAAGGACACCACCAACCUAUCACAAAACCAACAAGUUCACAGCUGCGUUCCAGGCCAUGGUGGAUGCCUACGGUGUGGCGACGUACCGUGAGGUAAACCCAGCCCUUCCAACCGCGGCAACUUUUCCAUUCAUGUUUGCUAUUAUGUUCGGUGAUUUGGGCCAUGGUUUCAUUAUGGCUCUGGUUGCAUUUGUCAUGGUCUUGUAUGAAAGGAAAAUCGGAUUAAUGAAGAGAGACGAGAUAUUUGACAUGGCUUACACAGGUCGUUACAUUCUCUUGCUCAUGGGUGUGUUCUCCAUGUACACCGGAUUCUUGUACAAUGAUCUCUUUUCCAUCUCAAUGACGUGGUUCAAGAGUGGCUGGAAGUGGCCCGACCACUGGGAAGAGGGCGAUUCGAUUGAAGGUACUCAAGUGGGUGUCUAUCCUAUUGGAUUAGAUCCUGCGUGGCACGGAACCGAGAAUGCUCUGCUGUUCUCCAACUCCUACAAGAUGAAACUUUCGAUUCUGAUGGGGUUUAUCCACAUGACAUACUCUUAUAUGUUCUCUUUGGUGAAUGCCGUUCACUUUAAAUCAACAAUUGAUAUAAUCGGAAACUUCAUUCCGGGGUUGCUUUUCAUGCAGGGCAUUUUCGGGUACCUCACCGUGUGUAUUGUCUACAAAUGGACCGUUGACUGGGUGGCCAUUGAGAAGCCCGCCCCAAGUUUGUUGAACAUGCUUAUCUCCAUGUUCCUUAGCCCUGGUACUGUUACCGAGCAGCUAUAUCCACACCAAGCAACUGUUCAAGUGAUUUUGCUUGUGGUAGCACUGAUCUGUGUCCCAUGUUUACUGCUUGUGAAACCACUUCACUUCAAGUUCACUCACAAUCAUGAGUACUCUGAGCUCUCUGCUCAUUCAAACGAUGAAGCCUCCGACGAGAACAAUUUGCUUACGGAUUUGAACAUAGAAGACGAUGAUGAGCAUGAGGAACACACUUUCGGAGACGUGAUGAUCCACCAGGUGAUUCACACUAUAGAGUUCUGCCUGAACUGUGUUUCCCAUACUGCCUCGUAUCUGCGUCUGUGGGCUCUGUCAUUGGCCCAUGCUCAGUUGUCUUCGGUCCUGUGGUCCAUGACAAUCGCUGGGUCCUUCGGUACUACUGGCCUGCUGGGUGUUAUCAUGACCUUCUUGAUGUUUGGCAUGUGGUUCGUGUUGACGGUCUGUAUUCUGGUUGUCAUGGAGGGAACAUCCGCCAUGUUGCACUCUCUUCGUUUGCACUGGGUGGAAAGUAUGUCCAAGUUCUUUGAAGGUGAAGGUUACCCAUACGAGCCAUACGCAUUCUCAAAGGUGCUUGCUGCCGCUGAGGAGUAA
Molecule: messenger RNA, 2412 nt
Organism: Kuraishia capsulata CBS 1993
Lineage: Eukaryota; Fungi; Ascomycota; Pichiomycetes; Pichiales; Pichiaceae
Exons: 1
Coding region: 1-2412 (803 amino acids)
Biological process (GO): vacuolar acidification; proton transmembrane transport
Cellular component (GO): vacuolar proton-transporting V-type ATPase, V0 domain; fungal-type vacuole membrane; vacuolar proton-transporting V-type ATPase complex
Molecular function (GO): ATPase binding; proton-transporting ATPase activity, rotational mechanism
Source: RefSeq, a predicted model, not a curated record